This is a messenger RNA of Chelmon rostratus (copperband butterflyfish), 2296 nucleotides long. It is a transcript of the gene pdcd7, whose product is annotated as programmed cell death 7. The record is from RefSeq and is a predicted model, not a curated record. NCBI's taxonomy places the organism in Eukaryota, Metazoa, Chordata, Actinopteri, Chaetodontiformes, Chaetodontidae. Bases 349 to 1977 code for a protein of 542 amino acids. The transcript is spliced from 5 exons.
UCCGUACAAAUAAGACAUAUAUAAAUGGAACAUUUUAACGGUUUGAUGAAAUUACAUUUAUAUUUUCAAGUUUCUGUUUUCAUUUAAAUAGAGUCCGCUAUGGGAUUCCAUGCCGGAAGUUUGCAGUAUAAAGUUCGUCACGGCCUGACACUCCGGUCCAGUAGGUGGCGGUAUGCACCAUUAGAGCUUGGUUUGCGAUCUUCUUCGUGCUUUUCUCUUCCUCUGCUGCUCCUGCAUCCCGUAUGGGAGGACGACACCAACCAAAUACGACUUCUGUGAAGAAAUGAUAUAAUUAUUUAGUCCUGUACAGACAGUUUGUGAUAUAUUCAGUAUUUUAUUGUACAGGAGAUGGACAACACAUAUCACCACACUCCGGCAGAUAGUCAGCAGGCUCCUGUGUACAAUGGCGGCUAUCUGGAGACUCCGUUUACCGUUACGAGACCGCCGCCGCCGAGCGCAGUACGUGAACCGACACAGCCGGACCCCACCGCUACACGGUGGACAGCUUCACAGGGGAAUGACAGUCACCCGUACGGAUUCAGGAGCAAUUUCCCCCCACCGUCUCCCGGAGGAGGGGGUUUUGAAGGGCCCCGCUUCGUCCAUCCGUAUGCGUUUGACCCAUCCGUCCCUCCGCCUCCUUUCGGCUGUCCACCACCCGGACACUUUCUUAACACGGUGCCCACGGCUUCGGUAAACACAUACAGCAGCGGGGGAGCAUUUCAAACAUUUACCCAGCAGUUUAGAUCCGGCUAUCAGACGACUCCGUAUGACCCGACCUCCAGUCAGAAACGACCACAGCAUGAAUAUGCGGACUUCUCUGAGAGUGGAGCUCCGUUCGGCUGCCGUCUGUUUCCUCCGCGGGGUCAGGACCACGACCGGAGUCCGGGAAUGACAACACGAGCUGAGGAGGAAACAGCCCUUCAAAGUAAGCAGGAUCAACAGUGGCUCCGGCGGUUCUUACAAAGCAGAGACAACACGUCCAAGACCCCACAGACCCAGCAGCAGCAGCAGCAGCAGCAGCACAGCUGUAUUCCUGACCUGAGACAGGCUCUGUACAGCGCAGCUCAGCUCGUCUCACAGCUGGAGGAGUCCUGUGAAACUCUGAGGAACAACGUGGAGAAUGCGUGUGUUUGGACGGACUCGCAUUUAAUGGCUUUAAAUGUGAAGAGAGAGCUACAGGACAAACUCUCUGUCCUCAGUCAUAGUUUAGACUGCUGGAAAACUAAAGUGUCCCGUGUUGCGAAGAGGAGGACCCGACGACUGAGAGCAAGGAAACUGCAGCAGGUUGAGGAGAAACAGAGAGAGGACCACAUCUCUGAGAAAGAGGCUGCCAUAGAUCAGUGGCGGAUGCAGCAGAUACGCCAAGUAGAGGAGAAGAAGAAGGAGCAGGAGCUCAAGCUGGCUGCAGACGCUGUUCUCUGUGAGGUGAGGAAGAAGCAAGCAGACGUGAAGAGGAUGCAGGAUGUUCUGAGAUCUCUGGAGAAACUGCGCAGACUGAGGAAAGAGGCAGCGUUAAGGAAAGGUAUUGUCACUGACCGAGAAUGUGAAGAGGCCUUCAACAGCCAGCUGGACCAGCUGAGGUGUGUGUUAAAGAAGAGAACAGCAGUUUACUCAGCGGAGGAGAAAGCUCUGAUGGUGAUGCUGGAAGGAGAACAGGAGGAGGAGAGGAGGAGAGAAUGGGAGAAGCGAGUUAAGAAGAAGAGAGAGAGACAGCUGCAGAGGAAACACAGAGUGGACGCAAUGCUGUUUGGAGAUGAGCCUCCUGCUGAUUCUGUUCUGCAGCCCUUCACAGAAUUUUACACCCAGGCUGAAAGCUCACUGCACGCUCUACUUCAAAUCAGGAGAGAGUGGGAUGUGUUUGUGGUCGCAGCAGAUCAUCCUGAUGGUUCUCCUGUUCCUCAGAGCUGGAUCCUGCCGGACGCCCCGUCGGAUCAGGCCUGGGCUUCUGCUCUGCACACUGCUGACACUGAACUGUAAACUGAACUGUGACAAACCUACACUGCAGGUCUGCAGACUGUAAAGUAACAAGUCGACGAUGUUCACAGUUCUAACGCCUUUUGUUUUUGAGAGAGGACAUCAUUAACUUGAACAAGAGAAUGAGAAAAUGAAUUGUGAAAACUUCUGCAAUUACCAUGGUAAGAGAACAAGAAAGCUUUGGUUCUGCUUUAUGUAUUUUCAGAACUGUCCUUUGUUCUCUUUUUUUAAAAUGUAAAACUAGGUCAACUCUUUUUUCUGGUCUCUUAAUAUAUUUUAAGUAAUAAAAUAUAUUUUGUGGGAAGCAAUUUUUUUCUGUUUA